UGCAUAUGAAGUUAUUAAAAGGAGAAGUGGUGGAAGAGGUGGGGAGUAGCUGAGGAGGCGAGGGAGGGACUAUAAACUGCAAAAGUUGGUAAGAAAUUCCACCACAUCGUCGUCUUCGCUUCUUAUCGCACGUUACUCUCAAAGGAAAUUGAUCCUCAUCAGCCAUGGCUGUGGAGGGGGGAGCCAAAUGUGUCAAGUUCCUUCUUUUCUUUUUCAACUUCAUUUUCUGGUUAUGUGGCUUAGCAUUGAUUGUCGUGGGAAUCCUGGUUCAAGUGGCUUUGCAUAAAACCUUCAUGAUCCGAGAUGCGUCAGCCUCGGGAGCUCCCAUCGUCCUCAUCGGAGUUGGUGUGGUGAUUUUCUUCAUCGCCUUCUUCGGCUGCUGUGGUGCCUGGAAAGAGAACUACUGCAUGGUCACCACGUUUGCCGUCUUUCUCUCACUGAUCAUCAUUGUUGAGAUUGCUGCAGCAAUCGCCGGCUACAUCUUCAGGAACAAACUCUCAACUGUGGUCCAGGAUAGUCUCACUGAAAUGAUUUCCAGUUACAACAACGGGACAGCUGAAUUCAAAGACACUGUGGACAAACUGCAGGAGGAUCUGAAAUGCUGUGGCGUGAACAGUUCUGCCGACUGGAGAAACUUCAGACCCGAAGGGAACUCUGUGCCAGACUCAUGCUGUGUCAAUGUCACUAAAAACUGCGGACUCGGGACCAUGACAGACGCUGCCAAAGUUCACCAGAAGGGUUGUCAUGAUGCUGUGGAGGCUUUACUGAAGAAGAACAUCCAGUGGGUCAUUGUUGCAGCUCUUGUUAUUGCCUUCCUGCAGAUAAUGGGCGUUGUGUUCGCCUGCGUCUUGAUGAGAGGCAUCCGCAGCGGCUACGAAGUCAUGUGAUUCAGAUUCACACCUGAGAGGGAGUUGGCUGUUUAGAUCCCCACUUACCGGGACCUUCAUUUCAAAACUUUUAAUGUUCAUCUUAUACUUUGGACACAAUGCACAGAACUAUGUAUUUUCCCUUCUACUGAUUUUGGAUUUUAUUUUCAUAGGUCAACAAUGUCUCUGCUUUGAGAAUGUAUAAGCAUAGAAGUUCUAAUUCAUAGAAAAGAUUAACAUCCACUUUAAUGUUUGUUUCCUGUAAUUCGGGCCUCUUCUACUUUCGCAGUUCUGUUAAGAGAUUUGAGAUCCUAUUUGGGUGCCAAUUUUUUUUAAGUUUUGCUGGUUUUUAUCGUUAUUAAACACUCUUUAAAUUACA
Molecule: messenger RNA, 1245 nt
Organism: Scatophagus argus
Lineage: Eukaryota; Metazoa; Chordata; Actinopteri; Scatophagidae
Gene: cd63
Product: CD63 molecule
Exons: 8
Coding region: 165-887 (240 amino acids)
Cellular component (GO): membrane
Source: RefSeq, a predicted model, not a curated record